GCCCCCAUGGCCUGGCACUGAACCCCUUGCCUCCUCCCGGCCUCAGGGGUGGCCUCGGUGCUGCUGGACCAGGGAAACGACAGCCCAGGAGCUACAGGAAGAUGAUGUGCCUGCCUGUCUCCCCACCGGCGCUGGCGUCGAGGACGUGGCUGGGGCUCGGGCUCUUCGUGCUGCUCUGCCUUGGGAUGGGCCAAGCACUGGAGAAGAAAAUAGUCAGAAGCAAAGUGGGGGAAAAGGUCAGCCUGCCUUGUUGUCAUGAAAUUCCCAGCUCAGAAAGCCUACACAAGUACCGGGUCUACUGGCAGAAGAACAUUACGGACGUGGUGCUGGCCUACUCAGAGGGGAAUAUGAUCUCCAAGCACGAGCGGUACCGGAACCGGAUAGAGAUGGACCCCUGGAACCUCACCCUGUGGAUCUCCCUCGUGGAAAUCCUGGACAACGGCUCUUACCAGUGUGUGGUUCAGCGCAACUCCGUUGUUGUGUGUGACGAGUCUGUCAUCCUCUUUGUGUCAGCUGACUUCAGCAAGCCCAACAUAACAGCAGAAGUGUCCGCUGAUUCUUGCGAGCUGACUGAGAUGGUGAUAACAUGUUCUUCUCACGGAGGUUUCCCCAAGCCCAAAAUCUCUGGAGCCCUCAACAACGUGUCCAUGGAGUGGAAUGCCAGCUGGGUGUCCGAGUCCAGCCUCAGCCCAUACAAUGUCACUGGAAAACUGCUGCUCAACGUGACCAAAGAUGUCAACAUCACUUGCUCCGUUGAAUACAGUGGCUUUGCCAAGUCCACCAGUUUGCUUCUGAAAAAAACAAACGACUGUGUUGUUCCUCCUGCGCCUCCACCUUAUAAUGUCAUUACUGCUUCAAUUAUCAUCGUUAUCACCUUCCUCCUGGCUAUCACCCUGGCAGCAAGAUACCUCCCAAGGCAUGUUUGUUCUCACUGUUGUAAGCACCAGGAUUCAGUGGAUGAGGGCGUGAAAGAAUAUACAAAGGCACCCACGAGCUCUAAAGGGACAGCUGAAACAUCAUCUGUAUGACCAGAUCACAUUUGCAGGUUCUUCACGCUGUGCAUCCCGCACUGCAGACUCCACACUGUACAGCGAUGCUUGCUGCAUGGACCCUUUGGCUCUCUGCAAGGGGGUGGCAGCAGCAGCAAACUGCUCACCACGGCUGACAGCACAACCUCCUGCGAAGGGAAUGCAAACCCUGACUGUGCCGUGCCUUCCUUACAUCCAGGUCGCUGGGAUUCCAACUGAGAGGACCCUCCGUGUUCCUGCAGCGGGGCAGAAGGAUGUCAUCGGUAGCACACAAGGUCAAGACUUCAGGAACCUCUGGCUUGAUGCUGUCUCUGUGAGAAUGAGGGGCCUGCAGAGCCCAGCAGGGAGCCCAUGCCCACCUACCCCUUCAGUAACACAGAGCUGCCCUUUGGGAGACCCCAGAUCCUGACCUGCAAUCUCUUCUGUUUGUGCCUCCAUGUUGCAAGUGGGAGAAACUAAAACUUCUUUUAUAUUCAGCCUCAUACAGGUAUCUGUUCUCCCUGCUGGAAGAUUUUGGAUUUGGACUCGACCAUUACAGAUACACACCCCUUAUCCCCUAAAGAGGCAAUAGUGGACAUAUUUUUUCAUGAGAAAAAGACACUUUGGAAGUGAGUCUAUGUGCCUCAAGCUUCUUUGCAGUGCUACAAGACUUUCUAGGGAAUGUUACACAUGCUGACAGCACUCCUAAGAGCUCAUUAAUAUUGCUUAUCCACUGCAGUGGCAAAAGUUCUCAUAACCUUUCUCUCCUGAAAGGACAGCCUUGCCAACCCAAGCACUGAGGCACAGCUCCUCCAUUCAGUUGCUGUGUGAGGGCACACAACCUGUGCACACACAUGGCCAAGUUUUCACGUGCAUUCCUUCCCACCCACACCUGUGUGGCAGCCAGUGGUGAUCUCAUGUGCAGCUACUGUGAUCAAAUGUAACUCGGGGCCUUGCUUUAUAAACAUGGGUCUGCUUCUGUGUGUACAUCUGCCAUGGGAUACUUGAUAGGGAAAGCUCUGCAGAUUUUUGGGUGUUUCUCACAGCAACGUAAGGAUAUUUACUUUGCACUGAACGUUGCUGUUUUCUGCUGGUGUUCUCUCUACCCAGCCAGGACUAGAAGGAAUUUCCCUACAGGAUGCUAGCAUUGGACAGGACUCAUCGGAUCCGGGUGACAUUCUUGCCUACUGUGUAGGAAAAAAUGGUUUCUCAUUUUGAGGGGAAAGGAGGAAAAUGCCCCAACCCCCAAUAAGCUUCCUAAGCAACUCUGCCUACUAACCUAACUCUGACCUGAGUUUGACUGGAAUGUUUUUCUCUUUUGCUCUGCAAGCUGUACCCAUUUCCUCACUGUUCCAUCCACAUUAUCAGGGCAAACCAAAGUCUGAAGGCACAAUGCCAUCCUCUUUGUGGGAUGUGUUGUCACUUGAGCUGCUUAUCUUCCUAGAACACAGCAAAGACAUAGUCCAUCCAUUUCACUUUUUUUCUACUUGGUACAUAUUGAGAAACUGCUGGAAAAAAAUAGAAUUAAAAGUGGUUUAGAGGAUACUGAGCUCUGAGAUUAAGUAAAAAAUAGACAAUGCUCCCUUUCUACUCCUGCAGAGUCAUGCUGUGCCAUCACCUUUUUACUGCUUUCCCACUGUACCAAGUGUAAUGGGAACUUCAGAACAUUCUUACAGAGGAGUUUUUGACAGAGGAAAUGAGGUAAACUGGGGGAUAAGAAAACAAUUGCACUUGUGUGUUCUGGUUGCAAACAGAACACAAGUGACAGAAAUCAGGCUGUCUCCAAAAGGCAGGACUUGGUGCGUGAGUGAUGGUUGCCUGUUCUUUCAGCCUAUGCUUGUUCCAGCACAAACUACCAGCUCCUUGCAGACUGACCACUGUCUCUUGGCAUUCACUUCCAGUUUUGCUGAUUUCCAACACUUCUUCCCCACAGCCACACUGCAAUUGCACCUUGCCAGCCACACCACAGCUCUGCCAGUUGUACCAGCAUGUUUUCCCUCUCACUAUCCCAUGCUCUACUUCUGCUCCUGGCUGGUGACUGUGCAGCCUCCCAGAGAAGGGCUUGUCUUUUGCAGUGUGCCAAACCUUUCUACAUCACCACAGAUUCCAGUAACGCUUUCAGUAACUCCUUCUAAAAGAACAAAAAAAUUCCCUGACAAAUAUGGCCAGCAGCAGGUUAUUUUUAUAUGCUUGAUGGGCAGGUUAUUUGGUUCAUUUUUCAUUAAGCAAUAAUAUUCUGGAUCAUAUUUUCUAUUGCCUUAUGCUGUAUUCAGUGAAUUGCAUACAAAUGGUUUCUGUGAGACCUUCUCAGCUUCGUAUCUGCGUCAUUGUAGCAAGUGAGCUGCUGUUUACCAUGGGUGUUUUGUAUAUAAUGUUGU
Messenger RNA from Pseudopodoces humilis (Tibetan ground-tit), 3385 nucleotides. RefSeq names its product CD80 molecule (gene CD80). NCBI's taxonomy places the organism in Eukaryota, Metazoa, Chordata, Aves, Passeriformes, Paridae. Gene Ontology annotation, biological process: cellular response to lipopolysaccharide; cell surface receptor signaling pathway; T cell costimulation. The record is from RefSeq and is a predicted model, not a curated record. Gene Ontology annotation, cellular component: external side of plasma membrane.